Molecule: messenger RNA, 1204 nt
Organism: Hibiscus syriacus
Lineage: Eukaryota; Viridiplantae; Streptophyta; Magnoliopsida; Malvales; Malvaceae
Product: probable pectinesterase 53
Exons: 5
Coding region: 23-1180 (385 amino acids)
Biological process (GO): cell wall modification
Molecular function (GO): pectinesterase activity
Source: RefSeq, a predicted model, not a curated record
AUUGCACUUUGCGUAUUGUGAUAUGGCUUUGUCGUCCUACAUCAGGCUUCUCCAUUUGGUUCUUGUUUUCUGUGCUUAUUCUUUAAGAACUGGUACGUCCGGUAAUCCAGGCAUUGAAACAGAAUUCAACAAAUGGUUGAGCUGGAAUGUCCGAAACCGCAGAAGCCAGCGGCUGCCGGAUCAAUCCGUUGUCUUGUCGGGUGGCGGUGGAGGGAGGCCGGGUCUUGACGAUAAGCUGGUGAUUGCGGAGACGAACAAGGUGACGAUAAAUGUUAGUUCAGAUGGAAGUGGCGGUUUCACGACGAUUAAAGAAGCACUCAACAGCAUCCCUUUACGCAACACCAAGAGAGUCAUUCUCGCCAUAAAACCAGGCUUUUAUAGGGAAAAGAUUUUCAUUCCUAGAACAUUGCCCUUCAUCACAUUUCUUGGGGAUGCAAAUAACCCACCAACUAUAACCGGGAACGACACCGCAUCAGGUAAUGGCACAGAUGGGAGGCCUUUGAAGACAUUUCAAAGUGCAACAGUGUCUGUGGAAGCAAAUUAUUUUGUGGCCAUCAACAUCAAGUUUGAGAACACAGUCCCGCAUACGAUUGGAUCGAAAGGGGAUCAAGCAGUGGUAGUUCGCAUAUCAGGGACCAAGGCUGCAUUUUACAACUGCAGUUUCUAUGGAGAUCAAGACACUCUUUACGACCACAAGGGUUUCCACUACUUCAAUAAUUGCUUUAUCCAAGGCUCCGCGGAUUUCAUUUUUGGUUACGGCAUGUCUAUUUAUGAGAACUGCUAUUUGAAUUCCAUAGCGAAGAAAGUGGCUUCUUUCACGGCACAAAAGCGAUCCAGUGCGUCAUUAGACAGUGGGUUUUCCUUCAAAGAUAGUGUGGUAACCGGCAACGCCACUGGCCUGGCUUACCUAGGAAGAGCGUGGGGUGAUUAUUCAAGGGUCGUCUUCUCCUACACGUACAUGGACAAGGUGGUUCGUCCCCAAGGAUGGAAUGACUGGGGCAAACCAAAACGUGAUGGGAGGGUGUACUAUGGAGAAGACAAGUGCAGUGGACCGGGGGCCAACUUCACAGGAAGAGUGCCAUGGGCACGACUUCUGACUGAUGAAGAAGCCGAACCUUUUAUAGGAACAUUAUACGUUGAAGGAGACGCUUGGCUCAUCAUUCAAAAAAAAAAUGGUUGACCCUUAUUCCCAUAUGUAAUGAGA